GAGCCAACUCUCAUCUGCCAGGGGCUGCCAAGCAUUCCAUCAAUUCAUACUCAGCCCUGAGGUACAAAAAAACAAAUUUAGCUAAAACACAAGCCACAGCUCCCAAGCUCCUUUCCAACUCCAGCCAUCUAGAAGUCUGAUUUUAGGAGUUCUCCCCUCCUCCCCACCUACGUUUUUACAUUUCCUGCCCUUCUUCCCUUUUUCUAAGACCGCAUGUUUACAACUGUUCAGAACAAAGCAAUAAAUAAAUGAAACUUACUAGUUUCAUUGAAUUAGUUCAAUAAAUGAAACUUCUCUAACUUAAACCAAGUUAGAAACUCCUGGAAUCUCUACAAGCAACACUACUAUCAAGUACGCAGUGUGUCAGUAUUUUGGCCAGUUUCGUUAAAGGAACAUAAAAACCAUACAAAACAAUUCUUCCCUGUAAAUUCCCCGGUGACGCACACAGACCACGCCUACUUCAAGAAGACAAAAGGCCAAGAAGCCUGACAAGGGCCAAGUCUCCAGGCAGAGAGGGAGUCAUUUCAUUGGCGCUUGAAUCAGCAAAGAAGUCAAGAUGGCCAAAGUUCCUGACCUCUUUGAAGACCUGAAGAACUGUUACAGUGAAAAUGAAGAAUACAGUUCUGAAAUUGACCAUCUCACUCUGAAUCAGAAAUCCUUCUAUGAUGCAAGCUAUGACCCACUUCAUGAGGACUGUACAGAUAAAUUCAUGUCUCCGAGUACUUCUGAAACCUCUAAGACACCCCAGCUUACCCUCAAGAAGAGUGUGGUGAUGGUGGCAGCCAAUGGGAAGAUUCUGAAGAAGAGACGGUUGAGUUUAAAUCAAUUCCUCACUGCUGAUGACCUGGAAGCCAUUGCCAACGAAGUAGAAGAAGUGAAAUUUGACAUGGGGGCUUAUACAUCAAAAGAAGAUUCUAAACUUCCUGUGACUCUCAGAAUCUCAAAAACUCGACUGUUUGUGAGUGCCCAAAAUGAAGAUGAGCCUGUAUUGCUAAAGGAGAUGCCUGAGACACCCAAAACCAUCAGAGAUGAGACCAACCUUCUCUUCUUCUGGGAACGUCAUGGCAGUAAGAACUACUUCAAAUCAGUUGCCCAUCCAAAGUUGUUCAUUGCCACACAGGAAGAAAAACUGGUGCACAUGGCAAGAGGGCUACCCUCUGUCACUGACUUUCAGAUACUGGAAACCCAGUCUUGACUCUGGAGUCUACUUACUUGUGAAGUGUUUACAGUCCAUAUGUACUAUGUACAUGGAGGAGUCAAAUCUUUUACUCUUAGUCACUUGAUGAGCAUGUGCUGAGCCUUUGUAAUUCUAAAUGAAUGUUUACUCUCUUCGUAAGAGAGUGAGCAAGCUCUAAUGGAACCAACAUCAACAUAUAAUGUUGUUUGUUAUUUAAAGAAUACCCUAUACUUGAAAUACAAAUCAAAACCACCAUGAGAUACCACCUGACACCUGUCAGAAUGGCUAACAUGAACAACUCAGGCAACGACAGAUGUUGGCGAGGAUGCGGAGAAAGAGGAUCUCUUUUGCAUUGUUGGUGGGAAUGCAAUCUGGUGCAGCCACUCUGGAAAACAGUAUGGAGGGUCCUCAAAAAACUAAAAAUAGAACUACCCUACAACCCAGCAACUGCACUACUAGGCAUUUAUCCAAGGGAUACAGGUGUGCUGUUUCAAAGGGACACAUGCAUCCCCAUGUUUAUAGCAGCAUUAUCGACAAUAGCCAACGUAUGGAAA
Molecule: messenger RNA, 1731 nt
Organism: Acinonyx jubatus (cheetah)
Lineage: Eukaryota; Metazoa; Chordata; Mammalia; Carnivora; Felidae
Gene: IL1A
Product: interleukin 1 alpha
Exons: 6
Coding region: 557-1195 (212 amino acids)
Biological process (GO): cellular response to lipopolysaccharide; positive regulation of gene expression; regulation of nitric-oxide synthase activity
Cellular component (GO): extracellular region
Molecular function (GO): interleukin-1 receptor binding; cytokine activity
Source: RefSeq, a predicted model, not a curated record